AACGGGGGAAAGGAGAGAGAGAACGAGCAGGAGACAGAACAGGAAGCUGGUUUCUCAUUCCUCUAACUGUCCGAAGGCAGGAGGAGGGGAAGGGGGGGAGCCAAAGAGGAGCCUUGUGCAGACUCUUCCCCGGUCCCUUUUCAUUAGUCUGUUUGAACUUCCAGUCUCCUCCAAAAGCUGAGAGAAGGAAGACCAGGCUGGGACGCUUUCUGCUGGAAGUGGCAACAGUGUGGCUGACAAAACCCAGAAGGUGUCUGUGGAGGGUCCCGGGACCGUGCUGAGGGAAAAGACGUUUCCCCACGCUGUUGCCUGUCCCCAACUUGCCAGCUCCUAUGUGGGCACCCGUCCACCACCCACUUUCCUCUGAUGAGAACCCUUCCGGGCUUGGGCUAUGAUCGCUGCUGCUACCGCCUGGGGAGUCUCCUCUUGCCCUGAUCUCCCUCCGCUACAGGAGCAACCCAACAUCUGGUGGGGAUUAAUGUUUACUUCUCCAGCUGGACGCCGUGCGGGACCCCCAAUGUUGCUCCCUGGGAGCGGGGCACGGGUGGUGAUCUGAGAAGAGCAAGAUUUUUGUCACCCAGCGCGAGGCCGGAGGGGAGGGGGGCAAGGCAGGAGGGGGGCAAACCUCUUUUGGGACUAACCUCAUGAAGAACAAGGGAGCCAAGCAGAAACUCAAGAGGAAGGGAGCCGCGAGCGCGUUUGGCUGCGACCUGACGGAGUAUCUGGAGAGCUCUGGGCAGGAUGUCCCCUACGUGCUGAAGAGCUGUGCGGAGUUCAUUGAGACUCAUGGCAUUGUGGAUGGGAUCUACCGGCUCUCGGGAGUGACAUCCAACAUCCAAAAGCUGAGACAAGAGUUUGUUUCUGACCAGUGCCCAGAUCUGACACGGGAAGUUUACCUCCAGGACAUCCAUUGUGUGGGGUCACUCUGCAAGCUGUAUUUCAGGGAAUUGCCCAACCCUCUCCUCACUUAUGAGCUCUACAAGAAAUUCACGGAAGCAGUAUCACGCUUCCCCGAGGACGAGCAGUUGGCACGAAUCCAAAAUGUCAUCCAGGAACUCCCACCAUCGCAUUACAGAACACUGGAAUACCUGAUCAAGCACCUGACUCACCUGGCCUCCUUCAGCAACAUGACCAACAUGCACACCAGAAACCUGGCCCUGGUGUGGGCUCCCAAUCUCCUCAGGUCGAAGGAGAUUGAGGCAGUUGGCUGUAAUGGGGAUGCAGCUUUCCUGGAGGUGCGGGUGCAGCAGUUGGUGAUUGAAUUCAUCCUGAAUCAUGUGGAUCAGCUCUUCAACAACAACAGAAAAGCCAGUUGUGCAGAGAGCAUUGAGAGAACAUCAGUUGUGAAAAGUCUGACCCUCCCCUCAGUCUCCCUGCCAAUGAAACUGGUGAGUCUGGAAGAAGCACAGGCACGGAGUCUGUCAGCCUCCCACCCUGCUCGGAAGGAGAGGAGAGAGAACAGCUUGCCUGAAAUUGUCCCUGUAACUGGGUCCCUCUUCCACACAGUUGUUGACCUCCCUGACACCAAGAGAAAAUUAUCCACCAAGUCCAAGAAAUGGAAGUCAAUAUUUAACUUGGGCCGUUCUGGCUCAGAAUCAAAGUCUAAACUGAGUCGAAACGGGAGUGUCUUUGUAAGAGCACAGAAGCUUUCUGAAAAAGCAACUAUUCGGCCUGCAAAGAGCAUGGACUCCCUGUGUUCCCUGCCAGUGGAAGGGGAGGAUGAAAAGAGCAGGUUCAAACGGGCAGUGACUACUGGAGGGUUUUUUGUCCCGGUGAUGAAGAUACGGACGGGAGGCACAGGCAGCGCAUAUGACCUCAGCAAGGAGAAUGAGUGGGAACGGGAAGGAUCUGCCAUGGGGGCCAAAGGAAGCUCAGAGCUGAGUGGGGAGAAAGGUCCUCCCAGGACACCACAAGCAAAGUCACCUCCUGAGCAGUUGAAGGUCUUCCGGGCAAUGGAGGAUGCUGAAAAUGAGCAGAUUUCCAGCAAAGGCAGCCGCAUGUUCUACACCUCUGAAACAAAUGCCAAGUCAGGCUUCCCAAGCAGCCUCUUUCCAUUGGAGGCCUCCCCUCGUCACCAGAGGAAAGCCCUGAACAUCUCAGAGCCCUUUGCUGUCUCUGUCCCUCUGCGGGUAUCCGCAGUCAUCAGCACCAACAGCACCCCUUGCCGUGUGCCUGCCAGGGAGAAGCUUUCCCUCUCCAGCCUAGAGGAGCUGUCUUCCCUGGUGUCCGAGAGCACAAGCCUCUCUUCCCUAGAAGUGGGAAUCCACACCAGGACAGAGCAGGUGCAGGAGAGGAAGGAGAAACAGCUGGGGUCCACCCUGGCAGCAGCAGCAGCAGCAUCCAGAGGCUCUCACCCUGAGGAGCUGGUGGCAGCCAGGAAAUCUGAGUCCUUAGAAACUCCACAGCCAGCAGCAGAAAAUCAGGAGAUGUUAUGUGGGCAAAACAGCUGCACAAGCAGCACCAGCAGCCCCCGGCCAUCCUUAGAGCAGAGUCCCAUCUUGGAACAAACACCAGCUUCAGAGGUUCAUAUGGGGCCACUCCCCACAGACAAAGCAGAGCAAGGACAGCUCAAGACAAAGGAUGUCUCCUCAGAAGGCAGCUGUGGCCAGCAGGAGAUCAAGGCAGCUAAGACAGAAGAAGAGUCACACUUAAGAGAUGUGAUUGAGGAGGACCCUUCAAAAGCCAUUCUAGAACCUCUCUGGCCAGAGAUGCAGCAGGAACUGAAAAUUAUAGAACCUGAAGAGGAGCUCUUGCUCUUGCCAGCAUCUGUCCCCAAGACAGGCCUGAUUUCUGAACCCUCUUCUUCAGUACAAACAGAAAGCAAUUCCUCUGGCCCAGGGUGGAGUCCAACACUGUCUGAGCAGAAAUCUGCAAGCAGAACACCACAGACAACAACUCAGGUGCCUGUAUUUGGCAUAGAACGACAAGGCAGCCUUCACAACUGCCAGUCUGAUGGGGCUGCACAGCAGAGCUGUGCUUCAGCCCUACCCAAACUGAGUGCUCUUCCCACUGGCACAGCCACUUCAAAGAGCCACCACCCAGUGGUGGAGGACAGCAGAAGUGAAUGUUUCACCCCUCCACCAGACCAGAAGCUUCAUAGACAAUCAGAUUGCAAUGAGGUUGCCUUACAUGAUGAGUUUUCUUGUUCCAAAGGAGCAUGUCCAGAGUCAGGAAGAGAAAAAAAUAGCACUUACCAGCUGAGGAGGGAAAAGGAUGGUCUUUUCAGAGUCCAGACUCAGGCAGAGCAGCCAGAGAUACUGACUGCUGAGGAAAGGGACACAUUCUCCUCCAAGGUGCUUAAUGGAGCUGGAAUCCAGGAGCUGAAGGAGGGCAGUGCCAUUAGCAGAGCCCAUGAUGCUGGUGAUCAGGAUGAUGAGGAUACCUGGAUAGAUAAUGUGCAGAGCUUAGAACUUGUGGAGCCAUGGGAGGAUCACCAGUGGGUUACAAGCCCACUUCAUUCCCCCACCUUUAAGGGCAUUCAGGAGAAGAUGAUGCAAGAAUUUCAGCCACAGAGCCGGAGAGCUGAGACAGGUCUUUCUUCUAGACCACGAUUCAGUCGCAGCCUCUCCCUGGACAGUAAAGACACAGUGAUGAGUCUGUGGACUAUCCCAUUCUCUUUCAUAGAUGCCACUGACCAGCAGCAACCAUGCAGUGACAUUCUGCCACUGAGUUGUGAACUGCCCAAAAUGCAACCCAUCUCACCCUCUAGCAUUGGCAAAGGUAAGCAAGAUGAGAAGGGCACAAGUCCUCCACAAGAAUCUCUGAAACCUGAGGAGCUGAGGUGUCCACUUAGCAGAGAGGAAGCACCAGCUGAUGAAGAAGGACCCUCCAGAGUCCUUCUUUCAGAGCCUGAUGAAACCAAAGUGGGUGUAAACGAAGAAAACCCUUGGAGCUCAAAGCUUCAAGUGUCUUUACAAUACCAAAAUAGCCCAGGCUGUACUUCACAGGUGAAGAACACAAAGGAGGAAUUAUCCAUGUCUCAGGACACUGCCGUGGGAGGAGAGACUGCUACCAAAGCCUUGUGCUCUGCCACUGAGUCACAGCUGAGUAAUAAAGGUGAAGAAACACCUCGCAAAGUGAAGACUAGGCCAUCAUCCCUCAACUUGGAUUCACUCCUUCCAGCCCCAGAUUUCUUCACCUUUGAGAGCUUGUCCAUGCCCUCUGCUCCUGGGAGCUUCCUGUGCGGGCAGAAGGAAGUAAAAAGCAGUGAUUCUGUCCCCUCCCUGCCGACUGCCUGCCCUGCUUUCAGUAAAGACUGGGGCUCUCAUUUCAAUGCCCACAUGGAUCUGGACUUGGACUACCUGGCAGUGGCCCAUGCCACCACAGGCCGCCGUAACUCUGCCCCUGUCAGCGUGUCAGCCGUCAGGACCUCCUUCAUGAUUAAGAUGUGCCAGGCUAGAGCAGUGCCUGUGAUACCACCCAAGAUUCAGUACACCCAGAUCCCCCAGCCCCUCCAGGCUCAGAACACCACCCUACCAGCUGAGAAGAAGGAAGAAGAAGCCAAACAGACUAUCAAGCAGCCCCAGCGAGUGGCAUGGAGCCACCUGGAGGCCCCCAAGAGCCCGCUGAUAGAGCAGAAAGCCAAAGCGGAGAAAGAAAACAGCAACCCAGCUCAAAAGGACUCAGCCUGUGCUUGGCACAGCAGCCUGAGCUCUCUGCUGGAGCCAUCUCAUUCCAGUCAUCACUCAGCUCUGGACGCCCCUGUUCUGCGUCGAAAGCGCACCUCUGAGGGGGAGACAGCUGGAGAUAACCCCCAGUCCUCAAAGAUGGAGAGGCCAUCGGGCUUCUCCAAGCCUUCCUAUAGAUCUAGGCCUGGGAGGCCACAGAGUCUGAUUCUCUUCAGUCCCCCUUUCCCCAUUAUGGACCACCCUUCUUCUUCGGCAGACUCCAGGGUGUUGUUAUCACCCAUAAGGAGCCCCACUCAGACCACCUCCUCAAGCCCCAUUUGUGGUGAUCUGUCCGAGACUUCGUGGACAACACCUGAAGGGGUGACACUGAGGAACAAAAUGACCAUCCCCAAGAAUGGCCAGAGACUGGAGACCUCUACGAGCUGCUUUUACCAGCCCCAGAGGCGAUCUGUGAUUCUGGAUGGACGAAGUGGGAGGCAGAUUGAAUAGCAACUACUUCUCUUUUUUUUGGUUUUUUUUUUUUUUUUCUGUAGUGGAUGGGAUGGUGGUGUCCAAGGACAACUCUGUUGCCAUUUUGCUGGUGUUAUAACUGUUUUGUGCAAGAUGGACCCAAAUCCUUUGUGGUUUCCUGCAAAGCAUUUUGCUAUGGAUUGUCAUAGUCUUUCUGUCUUGCUUUUUCAUCCCUUUCUCACCCUCGCCUAGUCCCUCACUGUCUGCUUUUUCCUUUGUAAACCAGUCCCAGGGAACUUACAUUUCCUGAUACUUAUUCUCUAAUAAGCCCAGUGAAGGUCUCAUUUUUAUAUGGAAAAAAGGAAAAAUAAUUCUCCGCAUAAAAAGAAUACAGGGCUGGGAGAAAACACUGUUCCAAAGCACUGCAGCCCAGGGUGCAGGGGCAGAGCAUCUGCUGAGGAUAUAGUUCCAGAUAUUUGGGACCUCCUUCCAUUGUUUCCCAGCCACCAGUGAAGGAACAUGCCUAGCCAUGUCUGUUGUCUGAUUUAGACAGUGUAAAUAAACAGUGCAAGGAGACUGUGGAUAGCUGAAAAGGAUGGUGAAGUGCAUGUCACACAGGGUGAGAAACACCUGAGGAUAUUCCAGUGACAAACACAACCUGAAGGUGAUGUCUCCAGCUCUGUCCUUGCAUCAAAGAUGUGCUCUUUCCAGCAUGUGCAGAGUUUGGAAUGAAAGUAGCUGGACAGGAAAUGCCUAGUUAUUCUUUAAAAUCUUCCAGGUCCUUUUUAUAAGUUGUGUUGUGCUCAGACACACAUUCCUUGGGCAGACAAGAUCUGUGUGACAGGAGAAUAAGUGUGUAGCUGGCUUUCCAGCAGUAGAGACUUCUCAGACUGGUAUCAAUGAAAGCAAAGAUACAGUCCUAAUAAAGGUCAGUAUCAACUAUUUUCAUUGUUGCUUAAAGCAUCUCCAGCUGUCUUCAGCUGUGCUCCACACAGUCAGCAGCGAGAAAAGCAAGAAGGUCUUCUGGUCUCCAUGUCCUUGGGUUAUUGCCCUCUUGUUCUCUGGCUGACAUGUCUUUGACCCUCAGUCUUUCAUUGCCACUGUGUGGCAUGUCCUCAGGUGCUUCUUACUUUAAAAUUCCUCUCCUUGGAAAUGGCUGGUUGUCACCUUCCUGCCCCUCAGCGCUUUCAAAGUGAUAAAGUGUAUGGUAAAGAGGAUGAGAUGUGGGACCCCAGAACAGAUCCUGAGAGGGGGAUUUGUAAUGAAUUAAACUCUCUCCUGAAGGGCUGUUAUUGUUAGAGGCAAAUACCCAUUCAUGUGACCAACAGCUGCUGUGGGAAUAGAAUUAAAGCUUCUUUGAUAAAGUCUCUAACUCUUUGUUAACCACAGGCUCAUCUAUUGCCUAGUAUAUGUCUGUGAGUGCUUGCAAAGACAGGUACAGAUCAUGCUGUCUCUGCAAUGUGAAUGUCACUAGUGACCGUGGAGGGGACAGGAACACAGGUGUUGCUGGCAGCACUGAGAUGGUCCUUGUAAUGGUGUUUGCAGGAGUCACCAUUCAUGGAGAUGUCUGAGUCUGUGGGCCCUUGGAUGGGUGUUAAGGGCUAUAGAUGAAGCAGUAACUAAGCAUCUGGCAGGAAGAGCCGUAGCCACCACAAUGAAUGUCAGUCAGAAUUUCCCAAUGGAUGUAUGUUUAGGGCUUUUUUUGUGAGCAAGAUCAACCCAUGAGCUCUUGGUCUGUAGUGAAUGUGUCAUUGUGGCUGGAGGGUCCAUAAUAUGUACAGUGCUUUUUCUGCACUCUUUGAUUGCUACAGGGAAGAGUCAGAGUAUUUUAAGAAGUUCUGGGCCCACAAAUGCAAGGAAUGUAUCUUCACCAGAAUUCUCUGGUGUAUUCAAAGGGAAUGUGAAAAAACAAGAGGGCUUUUCCCUGUCACCUUUGAUCCUUCUCAUUGUACUCCUCAUUGGUGUGCCAUAUGAGAGGGAGUAGAGCAGAGAACUGACUCUGUGCUGUCAGUUUUGUUGAGGGACACUAUUAAACCAGAUGAGACCCUGGAGUUCUUCUUUGUGUCCAUUCUUUCAAAGAUAUCUGUCUAUGCUUUAUCUGGGCAAACCAUAGACAGCAGAUCCAGAUUAUGCAGCUUCAUGAAAAUUGCAGUAUUCUCCUCUCAGGCCCUAAGAUGCCUGUGCAGCCUCUCAUUAAAAGUAGGGGACUGCCAGUCCACCAUGCUUCUCAUAGUUAACACAGCCCGUUGCUAUAUUUACAGGGCACCCAAAUGUCUUUUUUUUUUGCUUCUUCAUGGGAAGGUUUUUCACCAUCAUGUCUGGGGUAAUGGCAAAUGACUUGGGAAGGUGUGAUAUGAGAUACUGUGGUGAGGCUUUGUGGAAAGUAAAAGUUGUGAAAAUGAUGCCUGGGCUUUUUUGGCAUCAACAAGACAGUUUACGUUGAGCACAGAUUUGUAUUUUCUAGGUUCCUAGAAGCUUUGACUGCCAAGGCAUUUGGAAUAGAGCCAGUGAAGCUCAAAAAGUAAUGUAUCCAAAGAAAAAGAAAAUGUGAUUAAAUCUUGGCACCUUAAAAUUUUUUUUUCUUUUUUUUUUCACCUCCUUAUUUUCAUAUAAGGUGAUCUAUGAACAAGGAAUGAAGUCUGGCAAUUUGUAUAUAAUACACUGUCUCAACAGCAUUCCAGUAAGUAAUAGUGCUUUUGGCAAAAGUGGUGAAAUUCCUACAAGAGAAAAAUAUUAGAAAACUUUACAUUAUAUUAAAGAUCAGUCUCAAAUAAAAUAUGCAUCCAGACUACACUUUUUAAAGGUGUUUCAGAGCCUGAACUCAGAUCCAAGUCCUGGACUUAAUUAAGCAGAGAUUCUGUGACAUCAUCUGAAAUAGAGAUUCAUGACAUCUCUAUUUUGUAGCUUGAUCUCAUCUAUACCUACAAUUUCAUCUCCAGCCUUCUGCUGAUGCAUAGGACUUCCAAGAUCCUAGCCAAGUGGGCUUCAUGCAGGCACAUCACUAUAGCUCCAUGAUCACAAGUGGGUUUCAUAUCAAGGGCACUGAGAUAUAGCCCCAGAUCUUGCAGGGCUGAGAGUACUUGCUUAGUUCCAAGGUGCACAAUUGCACAGGUGCCACCAUUCCUGACUCCAGAAUAACACUUCUGCAGAGUCUGCAAUGUUUGAAGAUGGGAUCCAUGCUGACACUGAGAGUUGCAGUCAGCUCCCAGAACCAGAGCUUGAUAGCUGGACAGAGUCAGAAGUUAUCUCCCAUUGAACGGUUCUCACAGUGUGGUUGGAACUUUGUGAGAUCCAGCUUUAUCAAGCCAUUCCUGAGGUCAGCUUCAGGGUCAGACUCCACGGAAUCUUUGUUUCAGAGCUCUUAGGUUGUCCUCUGCCACCACACAGUAGCAGACUGAACCUCAGGCUGGAAGGUCUCUUGAAGGUAAGGGUUUUGCAGUGAUACGGUUCAGAUACCAGACUCCUGCCCUCCAUCACAACCCUGCCAUACUAGAGUCUUUAAGAAAGGGUUUUGUGUUUUCUGCUUGGUUUUGAAUUUGUUUCUUUCUGUGCUGCAUUAUGGAGAGGGAUAGAUCAGAUUUAUGGGAGAUGGUUGUGCACCUUCUCAAUGUGUAGCUCAAUAUGAAAUGGUUGGGCUGGCAAAGAUGAGAAAUCCCUUUUGGAAAGGAGGGACAUGUUAGUUCAUGUGGGAACUGCCUUAUUGGCCAGAGAGUGAACAGAAAUGAGGGGUUUAUUUUACCUUUCAAACCGCAUUCCUCUGUCCAUCCCUUGCUAUCACUUCAGAAGGAUUGUAGCACUUCUUUUUUCACCUUUAGAUCUUCAGAGGAACUUAGAUCUGUAUUAGAGAGCAUCCAUGAAGCCCUGCAACAUUUUCCCUCAUUCAGAGUCCAAAUGGUGCAAUCAAAAUCUUUUUCUUUGUGAAUUCUAAAAUGCCUGUAGCAGUGAAUGUAGUGUUAAAUUUAUGUAUAUAUAUAUAAAAAACAUUCUAUAUAAAUAUAUUAAAAGGAAAUGUAAUUAAAAUGAAGGAAUUGCUUAAAUCCUGUAAAAUUCUGUAACUUGGGCUGAUGCAUGGAACUGUUUUCUGCUGAAACUGUUGUAGCAUGAAAGGUAUGAGAUCAACUGGCUUUUUGCCCACAAGAGGAAAAGCUAAUUACUUCUAGCUAAUCUGUGGUGGGCAGAAGGCCUGAAAUUUUCUUUCCCAAGAAGGAUCUUGUCUUGGAAGAGGAGGGAUGAGAUCAGGGAAGACUGGAGUGCAAAAAUUGAUUAAGCUUUUCACCACAAACUUCUCCCCAGUUCUUGAAAAUGCAAACAAUCUAUUGGAGCAUAUAUUAUCUUUCAGAUAUGCUCAGGUUUUGCAGUUUUUGCUUCUCUCCAUCUCUAGAAAAAAAAAAAAGUCUAAGGCUGAGGGAGGAGCUGUAGCCAAUUGCUAUUUGAUUUAGCUUUUGCUUGCUCCUAAUCUAUAAAGACUUGGUGAUAACUAAUUCUGCUCCAAGCAAGGAAUGGAAAACUUGCCACUGAGUUAAACUGGAGCUGGAGCAGGACUUCAAUAGCUUUGGAAAGGAGGAAUGGCAGGAGCCAAGAAAUUCCUUAGGGCUCUAUGCAGCAGCCCAGACUGUAGAUCUUGUUCUUGCAGGCACUGGUCCCCUUGAAAUAUUAUUUGCUGCCAGGUCAAGGGAAGGGCUGGAAGUCAGGCACUGUGAAAAGGACUGUACCCAUCCCACUGGCCUUGGUUUGUGAUUAUUUCUCGUACUAGCUCUGAUGGAUUGUACUUUUGUUAAGCUUUGAUCUCUGUGUGGACUUGCCUGCAUUUGUGCCUUAUUGCUUAAAAAAAAAAAAAAAAAAAAAAA
This is a messenger RNA of Calypte anna (Anna's hummingbird), 9925 nucleotides long. It is a transcript of the gene ARHGAP31, whose product is annotated as Rho GTPase activating protein 31. The transcript has 12 exons. The record is from RefSeq and is a predicted model, not a curated record. Gene Ontology annotation, molecular function: GTPase activator activity. Bases 645 to 5117 code for a protein of 1490 amino acids. NCBI's taxonomy places the organism in Eukaryota, Metazoa, Chordata, Aves, Apodiformes, Trochilidae. Gene Ontology annotation, biological process: small GTPase-mediated signal transduction.